UCGCCUGUGUAUGGCAAAAAUCCAAUUGCAGUGAGCGUAGAGAAUCCAAUAGGAAAAUAUCAAAAUAUUUUCGCGUUAGCACGGACUUAUUAGCAGUGAAAUGCAGUGAAUUAAUGAAAUAAAAAUUAACCUAUUCAACUGUUGAAACGCAAAUGAUUGAACGCGCUUUUGUGUGGCAGUAAAAUUUGUUUAUGCAAGCAUAAAGUUUAGUGUGUAUAGAGAUUGAAAAAUACCAUAUUUGGUCAGGCUUAGAAAAUCCACAAAUUGUGAAAAUAACCUGAGCGGCUGGAAAAGCAGUAGUUACAAUUUUAAUACUGUGUUACAAAUAAUAAACCGGCCAGAAAAAAUGAAAAGUAAUUGAAGUUUGCAAACAAUAUUUGAAACAAAACAAAAAUCGUAAAAGUGCAUAUAGUUUGAAAACGAAAUAUUUAUCUGAUACAUAUUUUGGCAAAUUGUGUUUUUAUUUUGACGUGUAUUUUAUAUGUGCGUUGUUUGUGUGUGUCAAUUUCUCAAUUGAAUUAUCUUUUUUCUUUACGGGAGCGUGUCGCAGGCGAAAAUUGCUUUACAAAUUUAAAUACUAAAUUUUGCGAAUAUUAAAUGGAACUUGUAGAUUUCCAAAGACAUAACUACAAGAAUUUAUUUGCAUUUGUAGGAAUUUCCUUAUUGGCUACAACUCGUUGGAAACGUUCACAAUUAAUAUAGUUGGCUGCCUGUGCAACUAUUUGAACUGUGUCUGCAUUUUGGUGUACGAAAAUUCCUUCAUUCAUUCCGGCAUUUCGGUAUAAACGCCGUCACAGCACCAACUUUAAACGUACGUGUAUUUUGUUGCCGUGAUCGUGUCGUGGUUGCUCUAUUUCAAACGUUUGCCAUAUCGCAAACACAACAGUGACUAAUUGACAUUUAAUCGUGCUGCAGUUUUGUUUUGUGGAAAAAUUGUUGCUGCAUUUCGUUUAGCGCAACUAAAAGCUUGUGUUAUCUGCAUUUGCACUCUCGCCGCGUAACAGAUAUAUUUGGUGUUUUCAUAGUUCCUGGAGUGUUUUUAUUGUUAUCAAACACGUUGUGCCCGUCGUAGACGUCACAUUCACAAUAAUGGCUGACUUUGAUCUAAAUGUGGAUAGUUUGAUACAGCGGCUACUUGAGCCGUUUAAAAAGCAAAAAGAGGCCGAAGAGCAGGCGCAAAAAAUGCUCGUCGCUCAGCAUAUGCUGCAACUGCAGAAGGAACAACAAAAAACCGAUGCACAAUCGCCCGGCGAAGCGGAGGAUCUGCAGGAGCAGGAACGGCGGCUGCUCGAACAAUUCGCGCUGUCGCCGCCCAGUGAGACGCUCAUCUCGGAGGAGGGCGAUCAAAUAACGGUACAUCAUCCGCGUGAAGAGCCCAAGAAGUCGAAAUUGAAAUUGCGUGAUUUUUUCGUGGCCGAAUUUGUGCGCAGCUGUCGUGCCGGCAAAUCCGUACAGAUGUCCGAAGCCGAGGUACGCGGCCUUUGCUUGAAGUCACGUGAAAUUUUUCUACAACAACCCAUACUGCUGGAACUCGAGGCACCGCUGAUCAUAUGCGGCGACAUACACGGUCAAUAUACAGAUUUAUUGCGUCUGUUCGAAUAUGGUGGCUUUCCGCCAGCCGCUAAUUAUUUAUUCCUCGGCGAUUAUGUGGAUCGGGGUAAACAAUCGUUGGAGACCAUCUGCCUGCUCUUGGCGUAUAAAAUCAAAUAUCCCGAGAAUUUCUUCUUGCUGCGCGGCAAUCACGAGUGCGCCAGUAUUAAUCGAAUCUAUGGCUUUUAUGACGAGUGCAAACGCCGCUACAAUGUGAAAUUGUGGAAAACCUUCACAGACUGCUUCAAUUGCCUACCUGUUGCCGCAAUUAUUGAUGAGAAGAUCUUCUGUUGUCACGGUGGUCUGAGUCCCGAUUUGCAGGGCAUGGAACAGAUACGUCGCCUUAUGCGUCCAACUGAUGUACCCGAUACCGGCCUUUUGUGCGAUUUGCUGUGGAGUGAUCCGGACAAGGAUGUGCAGGGUUGGGGCGAGAAUGAUCGUGGUGUAAGCUUCACAUUCGGUGUGGAUGUGGUGUCGAAGUUCUUGCAUCGGCACGAGCUGGAUCUCAUUUGUCGAGCGCAUCAAGUCGUUGAAGACGGCUACGAAUUCUUUGCGCGCCGCCAACUGGUUACGCUCUUCUCAGCGCCAAAUUACUGUGGCGAAUUCGACAAUGCAGGCGGCAUGAUGACUGUGGACGAUACGUUAAUGUGCUCGUUCCAGAUCCUCAAACCGUCGGAGAAGAAGGCGAAAUACUUGUACAGCGGCAUGAAUUCGUCACGACCCAAUACACCACAACGCAAUGCACCGCUAAUAGCAUCGAAUAAAAAGGGCAAAUAAUAUAUCCAUCCACUUCCAUUUCCUUAAAAAUUAAUUAAUUACUAUAUUAAAUUAAAAUUCGAGAAUAUUAAUGAGAAUGCAAAUAAACAACAACAACAACAAAAUAAACAAUGUAAUAACAAAAACUAUAAAAAGAAAAAGCAAACGAAGCGCGCUAGCAGCAAGUAAGGGCGAUAAAAUUUAAAAUGAAAAUUCAAAAAAUCCAAAAAAAAAACAACAAAAAAUAUACAAAAAAACUACAAAAAAAUAUAAAAAAAUGAAGGAGUUAAACAAUGAGAUAUCAGCAAUUACAGCAACAAUAAUGCAAAAACAAUACACAGGUUACAAAGAAAAUGUGCAACAUAAUCUAGAAGAAACAACAACAAAAAAUAAAAAUUAAAAAAAAGAAAACAAAUAUAAAGCAACAACUUGCAAAUAUUUAUUCAAUAAAAUUUUAUUUAAAAGUGUAUUAAUAAUGCUUGUAAAAUGCCUAUACACCGACACACUUAACUGUAAAGGUCAACAAACGAAAAUAACUAUAUAUACAUAUGUACGACCCUGUAUUUUUAUUAAUUUUAUUUUUAACAUUUUAGUAAAGUCUAAGUAGUUUAAACGAUUCGAAAAUCUAACUAGUUUAUUUAAAAAAAAGUUUAUGAUAAAUUGUUGUUGUGUAAGAAUGUAAAAUAAAGCAGCAAGCGAAUGUUAGAAAACUGCAUUCAAAAUGCACGCAUACAUACAUACAAAUUUGUUACAUAAAAAGUGUAUAGCCGAAGAAAAAACUGCGAACUUGAGCGCAAGCAGUGUCAGGCACGCAAAAUGUAUGCUCGCAUAAUACCGAAACGCUGCUCUAAACUCUGUUAAAUUCUGCGAAAUAUUGUAUGUAAAGUAGAAAGUGAAAUUAAUUUGAGCGAAAUGUCAAAUCGAUAAAAUUUCGAAAAACUGGAAAAUGCAUUUGGAAAAUAAAGAUUGUUGGUACAAAAUGUUA
Messenger RNA from Bactrocera dorsalis (oriental fruit fly), 3331 nucleotides. It is a transcript of the gene flw, whose product is annotated as serine/threonine-protein phosphatase beta isoform. The coding region runs from base 1090 to 2367 and encodes 425 amino acids. Gene Ontology annotation, cellular component: cytoplasm; nucleus. Lineage: Eukaryota; Metazoa; Arthropoda; Insecta; Diptera; Tephritidae. The record is from RefSeq and is a predicted model, not a curated record. The transcript is spliced from 6 exons. Gene Ontology annotation, molecular function: protein serine/threonine phosphatase activity.